Messenger RNA from Vigna umbellata (rice bean), 1380 nucleotides. The record is from RefSeq and is a predicted model, not a curated record. NCBI's taxonomy places the organism in Eukaryota, Viridiplantae, Streptophyta, Magnoliopsida, Fabales, Fabaceae.
UCGCUUUCAACUUUCAACAAAGAUCAAACUCGUUUCACUACAUUUCACAGAUCGGAGAGAGAACGGAGUUGGUUCAACCGACACAACAGAGGAAACGAGAAGAGAAAGAAGAAAAUGGGGACUGAUGAAGUACCAAUGGACGACAAGGCGAAGAGGAUGAGAGAUCUGCUAUCGAGUUUCUACUCACCAGACCCUUCCAACUCCAACACCACCUCCAAAAACGCUUCCCUUGACGAUAUCAAUUCCACCUCCUUCGAUCCCGAUCAGUACAUGAACAUCCUGGCGUACAAGUCCAAUUUGGAAGGGCUGCUUCAACGUCACGUUGAAAUGGCUGCUGAAAUAAAGAAUCUCGACACCGACUUGCAAAUGCUGGUCUACGAGAAUUACAACAAGUUCAUUAGUGCAACAGACACUAUAAAGAGGAUGAAGAGUAACAUUUCAGGGAUGGAGGCGAACAUGGAACAGCUUCUUGAGAAGAUCAUGUCUGUGCAGUCAAGAAGUGACAAUGUCAACACUUCUUUAUUUGACAAAAGGGAGCAUAUUGAGAAGGUGCAUCGGACUUGUAAUCUUCUUCGUAAAGUUCAGUUCAUAUAUGAUCUACCCGAUAGACUAGGUAAGUGCAUCAAGUCAGAGGCUUACGCAGAUGCCGUCAGGUUCUAUACUGGAGCAAUGCCAAUUUUUAAGGCCUAUGGAGAUUCAUCAUUCCGGGAUUGUAAGCAAGCUUCUGAGGAAGCAAUGGCUAUCAUAGUAAAAAACUUACAGGGGAAGCUAUUUUCAGAUUCUGAAUCAAUACAAGUGAGAGCUGAUGCAGCCGUGCUUCUUAAGCAGUUGGAUUUUCCGGUGGAUAAUUUAAAGACGAAGUUAUUUGAAAAGUUAGAACAAUCUAUUACAGACAUUCGACUUAACCCUAUAGAAAUAAACAAUGCAUCCAGAGACUAUUCUGCUCACGAGGCAGCUGUUCAUGAAUUUGUGGAGGCAGUUCGUGCAUUUAGAGUUAUAUUUCCUGAUUCCGAUGAACAAUUGGUUAAACUUGCUGAAGACUUAGUCACCAAGAACUUUGUAAUUGCUGAGGAAUAUGUAAAGACACGGAUUUGCCCAGAGGAUCUACUUGGUGUUCUUCGUAAGUAGUUGCCCUUUGUUAGUACUUCAGUAUUUUUUGUGUGUGUGUUCAUAGCUUAUUGGAAAAAUACUUGAUUUCUAAAACUAUAUGUCUUUUUACUUUCAGUACUGCAUUAAAUGAGUCAAUGACAUUCGUCCCAUGCCCGUUAUAUGAUAUUUACUUUUAAUAUAAAAAUUACCAUUUGGUUAUAUGCCUGGAUUUUUUAAAUUACAUGGAAUUUUUCUCUCUCUGAGCAAUGCAGUUCUAUUUCUCAAAGGCAC